This is a messenger RNA of Beta vulgaris subsp. vulgaris (sugar beet), 357 nucleotides long. RefSeq lists its product as uncharacterized. Bases 1 to 357 code for a protein of 118 amino acids. The transcript has a single exon. Lineage: Eukaryota; Viridiplantae; Streptophyta; Magnoliopsida; Caryophyllales; Amaranthaceae. The record is from RefSeq and is a predicted model, not a curated record.
AUGGCGCUGGUGAGUUGGAAUAAAUUGUGCCUUCUGAAGUCGAAGGGAAGGAUUGGUUUUAGCAAUUUGAGUGCCUUCAAUGAUGCUCUUAUAGCAAAACAAUGUUGGAGAUUGGUGACAAACCCGGAUUCUUUUGCGGCAAAAGUGCUUAAAGGCAAAUCUUUUCAUCGAACCACCUUUUGGAAAGCAAAACUUCCCAACUACUCUUGCUAUACGUGGCGUUCGAUUAUGGGAGCUAGGGAGCUGCUAUCUCUUGGGUUAAGCUGGGUUAUGGGCAAUGGUCGAAGUGUGAAGUUUUGGGAAGAUAAAUGGUCACCUAACCUUCUGGGGGAGACUCUUUUCGGUCCCACCUGCUGA